AUGGGACGCCAGCUCUGGGAUAUCUGCUAUCUCUUCUUCCUGGCGCAGGGCCUGGCUGAGAACUCGGACUUCCACCUGGCAGGAGAUUACCUCCUAGGUGGCCUCUUCAGUCUCCAUGCCAACAUAAAAGGCACGGUCAACCUCAACUUCCUGCAGGUGCCCCAGUGUAAGGAGUAUGAAAUGAAGGUGUUGGGCUACAACUUCAUGCAGGCCAUGCGCUUUGCUGUGGAAGAGAUCAACAACCACAGCACCCUUCUGCCAGGGGUGCUGCUGGGCUACGAGAUGGUGGACAUCUGCUAUACCACCAACAACAUCCAGCCUGUGCUCUACUUUCUGGCGGGGGAAGACUAUUUCCUGCCAAUCCAGGAGGACUACAGCCACUAUGUGCCCCGUGUGGUGGCUGUCAUUGGCCCUGACAACUCUGAGUCUGCUAUAACUGUGGCCCACUUCCUUUCCCUUUUUCUGCUUCCACAGAUCACCUACAGUGCCAUCAGCGAUCAGCUCCUGGACAAGCAGCUCUUUCCAUCGGUGCUCCGCACGGUGGCAGGUGCCCAUCACCAUAUCGAGGCCAUGGUGCAGCUGAUGCUCCACUUCCACUGGAACUGGGUCGUGGUGCUGGUGAGCAGCGACGACUACGGCCGCGAGAACAGCCAGCUGCUCUGGGAUCGCCUGGCCCAAGGCCACAUCUGCAUUGCCUUCCACGAGGUACUGCCCAUGAACCAGGCCAAGACAAGGCAGGACCGCCGGCGCCUGGAGGCCAUCGUGGACAAGCUGCUGCAGAGCACGGCGCGCGUGGUUCUGGUCUUCUCCCCAGACCUGGUCCUGCGCGAUUUUUUCCGCGUGGUGUUGCGCCGCAACCUCACGGAUACCGUGUGGAUUGCCCCCGAGUCCUGGGCCAUCGACCCGAUCCUCCAUGAUUUCUCUGAGCUGCGCCAAGUGGGCACCUUCCUGGGCAUCACCACCCGGAGCGUGCCUGUCCCAGGUUUCAAAGAAUUCCGCCUACGCAGGACCCAGGCCACAGCACACACAUCUGUGACCAGCAAGGGGAGCACCUGCAACCAGGAGUGUGACAAGUGCCAGAACACCACCAUGACCUUCAAUAGCAUACUUACACUCUCCAGGGAGCGCACGGUCUACAAUGUGUACUCAGCUGUCUAUGCAGUGGCACAUGGGCUGCACCGCCUUCUGGGCUGCACGGAGACUCACUGCUCCAAGGAUGUGGUCUAUCCCUGGAGGCUCCUUCAGGAGAUCAAAAAGGUCAACUUCACCCUCCUGGGCCAGCAAGUCUCCUUCAACCACCAGGGGGACCUGCCCCUGAACUUGGAAGUUAUUCAGUGGCACUGGGACGACAGUCACAACCCUUUCUGGAGCAUUGGAACCUACUAUCCCUUGCAGCGUCAGCUAAAGCUCCUCCACCAAGUCUCCUGGCAUACCCCUAACAACACGGUCCCUCUAUCCACAUGUUCCAAGGACUGUGAGCCUGGACAGAGUAAGAAGCCUGUGGGCAUCCAUCCCUGCUGCUUUGAGUGUUUUGACUGUCUUCCCGGAACCUUCCUCAACAAAACAGCAGAUGAAUAUGACUGUCAGCCCUGUCCAAGCAACACGUGGUCUCACAGGAAGGACACAUCUUGCUUCCCACGGCAGCCAGUCUUCCUUAAGUGGCAUGAAGCACCCACCAUCUUUGUGGCCAUGCUGGCAGCCCUGGGCUUCCUCAGCACCCUAGCCAUGCUGGCUAUCUUCUGGAGGCAUUUCCAGACACCUGUGGUUCGCUCUGCUGGAGGACCCAUGUGUUUUCUGAUGCUGAUGCCACUACUGGUGGCAUAUGCCAUGGUGCCCUUGUAUAUAGGGCUGCCCACGGUCCGCAGGUGCCUCAGCCGCCAGGUCCUGUUCCCCAUCUGUUUUACCAUCUGCAUCUCAUGUACCACCGUGCGCUCCUUCCAGAUCAUCUUCGUCUUCAAGAUGGCCCGCCGCUUCCCACGUGUCUAUAACUACUGGGUUCGCUACCGUGGACCUUACCUGUUUGUGGCUUUUGUUGUGUUGCUCAAGGUGGUCAUUGUGGUGGGUAACAUGCUGAGCAAGCCCAAUAGCCUCUCUGCCCGGGCUGACCCCAGUGAUCCCCAAAUCAUCAUCCUCUCCUGCAACCUCAACUACAGUAAAAUUCUGUUGGUUAACACCAGCCUGGACCUAUUCCUCUCCAUGGUGGGGUUCAGCUUUGCCUACAUGGGGAAAGAGCUGCCCACUAACUACAACGAGGCCAAGUUCAUCACCUUCUGCAUGACCUUCUACUUCAGCUCCUCUGUCUUUCUCUGCACCUUUAUGUCUGUGUAUGAAGGGGUGCUCGUCACUUUCCUGGAUUUUAUGGUCACUGUACUUAACUUCUUGUGUGUCAAUCUGGGCUUCUUUGGCCCCAAGUGCUACACGAUUCUCUUCCACCCUGAGCGCAAUACCCAAGCCUACUUCAACAGCAUGAUUCAGGGCUACACCAUGGGGAGAGAUUAG
Suncus etruscus (white-toothed pygmy shrew) is the source of this 2499-nucleotide messenger RNA. RefSeq names its product taste 1 receptor member 2 (gene TAS1R2). Gene Ontology annotation, molecular function: sweet taste receptor activity; G protein-coupled receptor activity. Gene Ontology annotation, biological process: sensory perception of sweet taste; G protein-coupled receptor signaling pathway. The transcript is spliced from 6 exons. The record is from RefSeq and is a predicted model, not a curated record. Bases 1 to 2499 code for a protein of 832 amino acids. NCBI's taxonomy places the organism in Eukaryota, Metazoa, Chordata, Mammalia, Eulipotyphla, Soricidae. Gene Ontology annotation, cellular component: membrane; sweet taste receptor complex.